Molecule: messenger RNA, 3691 nt
Organism: Oncorhynchus gorbuscha (pink salmon)
Lineage: Eukaryota; Metazoa; Chordata; Actinopteri; Salmoniformes; Salmonidae
Product: heat shock 70 kDa protein 4-like
Exons: 20
Coding region: 337-2910 (857 amino acids)
Biological process (GO): protein folding
Cellular component (GO): nucleus; cytosol
Molecular function (GO): ATP-dependent protein folding chaperone; ATP binding
Source: RefSeq, a predicted model, not a curated record
ACAGUGCCAGUCUCUCUAGACAUCCGCGUUGCCUCCCAUACUUCUCAAAUUGUCCGCCUAUGGGUCUAGUUCUUCAGACAUAUGCCAUCAUGCUCAUGGGACUUUUAUACUGAACUCCAUGUUGAAGUGAGCUUGUUCGAAGGCAUCGACGAUUUGCCGGCGAGAAGCGCACGCAGUUGCAUCUUCAUGAAACUAGGGUGGGGAUAAUGAAUUAAACCAGCACGUACAUUGAUACAUUCAGUUUGCGGUCUGGACUGUCAUAUUUAGGAGUUAACUGUAAGACUAUAUUGUGCUUUUCCAUAAUAUUCUCUGUUUGUUGAGUAACAUUUCGCGAAGAUGUCUGUGGUAGGAUUCGACGUCGGGUUUCUGAACUGCUAUGUUGCGGUAGCUAGAGCCGGAGGAAUAGAAACCGUAGCCAAUGAAUACAGCGAUCGAUGUACACCAGCAUGCGUGUCAUUUGGACCACGGAAUCGAUCUAUUGGUGCAGCUGCAAAAAGCCAGGUCGUCACAAACUGCAAGAACACAGUCCAAGGGUUCAAGAGAUUUCAUGGCCGGGCGUUUUCUGACCCGUACAUCCAGAGUUUGAAAUCCAGCCUGGUUUACGACCUGGCACAGAUGCCUUCGGGCACCACUGGCAUCAAGGUGAUGUACAUGGAGGAGGAGAAGGUGUUCAGCAUUGAGCAGGUCACUGCCAUGCUUCUGACCAAGAUGAAGGAGACAGCUGAGCAUGCACUGAAGAAACCCGUGGCUGACUGCGUUGUCUCUGUCCCCUGCUACUACACGGACGCCGAGAGGAGAUCAGUGGUGGACGCAGCACAGAUCGCUGGACUCAACUGUCUGAGGCUCAUGAAUGAGACAACUGCAGUGGCGUUGGCGUAUGGGAUCUACAAGCAGGACCUCCCUGCUCCAGAGGAAAAGCCCAGGAUUGUGGUGUUUGUAGACAUUGGACACUCUGGAUACCAGACCUCUGUCUGUGCCUUCAACAAAGGCAAGCUGAAGAUCCUUGCGACGGCCUGCGACCCGGAGCUGGGCGGGAAGGACUUUGACGAGAUGCUGGUGAGACACUUCUGUGAGGAGUUUGGGAAGAAGUACAAGCUGGACGUGAAGACCAAGCCCAGGGCUCUGGUCAGGCUCUACCAGGAGUGUGAGAAACUCAAGAAGCUGAUGAGCGCUAACUCCUCAGACCUGCCCCUCAACAUCGAGUGCUUUAUGAACGACAUUGACGUCUCUGGAAAACUCAACAGGGGUCAAUUUGAGGAGAUGUGUGCUGACGUUCUGGCCAGAGUGGAGGCACCACUGCACAACCUGAUGGACCAAGCCAAGCUUAAGAAGGAGGACAUCUAUGCGGUGGAAAUAGUGGGCGGGGCCUCCCGUAUCCCGUCUGUCAAAGAGAGGAUCAGCAAGUUCUUUGGGAAGGAGCUGAGCACCACCCUGAAUGCUGAUGAGGCCGUGGCCAGAGGAUGUGCCCUGCAGUGUGCAAUCCUGUCCCCUGCAUUCAAAGUGCGUGAGUUCUCCAUCACAGACGCAGUUGCUUACCCAAUCUCUCUGAAAUGGAACUCUGCUGCAGAGGAAGGCUUGAGCGAUUGCGAGGUAUUCCCAAAGAACCAUGCUGCACCCUUCUCCAAAGUGUUGACUUUCUACCGGAGGGAGCCUUUCUCUCUGGAAGCCUACUACAACACCCCCAACGAGCUGCCGUACCCCGACCCCACCAUAGGUCAGUUUGUGAUCCAGAAGGUGGUGCCCCAGGCGUCUGGGGAGAGCUCCAAGGUCAAGGUGAAGGUGAGGGUCAACAUCCACGGCAUCUUCAGCGUCUCCUCAGCCUCGCUGGUGGAGGUCCAGAAGACCGAGGAAGGAGAGGAGCCCAUGGACACAGAACAGCAGGCAACACCAGAGAAAGAGGAAGAGAAAGAGGGCAACAUGCAGACUGACCAGGAUGAGACAAAGGCCCAAGGAGAUGGACAGAAAGAGACAGAAGAGGAGAAGAAGACGCCGCCGGAGAACGAGGAGAUGGAGACCUCUCCAGAGGAGAGUAAGACAGAGAAGAAGUCUGACCAGCCUCCCCAGGCCAAGAAGCCCAAAGUCAAGACAAAAGUCUUGGAGCUUCCCAUCGAGAACAGCCCUCAGUGGGAGCUGGCCAUCGACAUGCUCAACCUCUUUGUAGAAAAUGAGGGUAAAAUGAUCAUGCAGGACAAGCUGGAGAAGGAGAGGAACGACGCUAAGAACUACGUGGAGGAGUAUGUGUACGACAUGAGGGACAAACUUCACGGCAGGCUGGAGAAAUUUGUCAGUGAAGCUGACCGGGAUAUCCUGACCGGAGAUAUCCUGUCUUUACAACUGGAGGACACAGAGAACUGGCUGUAUGAAGACGGAGAGGACCAGCCUAAACAACAGUACAUCGACAAACUGGCCGUGCUGAAGAAACUGGGCCAGCCUAUCCAGGAGAGGUACAUGGAGUCUGAGGAAAGACCCAGAGCCUUCGAUGACAUGGGGAAACAGAUCCAGAUGUACAUGAAGAUCGUUGAAGCUUAUAAAACCAAGGAGGAGCAGUAUGAUCAUCUGGACCAGGAAGAGAUCAACAAGGUGGAUAAGAUGGUGAAUGAUGCCAUGAUCUGGAUGAACAGCAAGAUGAACCAGCAGAGUAAACUGAGCUUGACUGUGGAGCCUGCUGUUAAAGUCAGAGAGAUACAGGACAAGACUAAGGAGCUGUACUCCACCUGCAACCCCAUCGUGACCAAGGCCAAGCCCAAGGUGGAACUGCCUAAGGAAGACAAGGCAGGGGAGCAGAAUGGACCAGUCAACGGACAGGAGAAAGCCCCAGCAGAGGGCACCGAGAAGGGGACCGCCGACAGCACAGGCAACCCUCCCUCCACGGAAUCCACCAACCCUAGACCUGACAUGGACCUUGAUUAAGCAGACGGACAAGCAGCAACCAGUGUCUCCUCUACCAGGGGCUGUGUCUUCAUUUGAGAGUAGUCUCCUUCCCAUGUUUCCUUGUCGCCUUCCCCUUUCAGAUCUGAUAGGACUGGAUAGAUGAGUUCCAACAAAAGCAAAACAAUACUCUACCUGCAUGGUCUACCAAAAGGCAUGCUGGAUAUAUUAACUACAGUACUGUAGCACAUUGCUCACGUCUUUUCUAGCUUGUCAAAUCAGUUGCGGUCAGGAAGGAAUUAACCAAGGCAGCGAGGGAAGGAGGCAAAGGCAGGAAUGAGACGCUGCCCAGAUGUACCAGAGCUGCUAGUGAAGUGUAAACUCCUUGCUUGUCUCAAAUGGCAUCCCAUUCACUAUAUAGUGCACUACUUCCCAUUCACUAUAUAGUGCACUACUUCCUAUUCACUCUAUAGUGCACUACUUUUGGCCAGAGACUCUAUAUGACCCCUGAUUUAAAAAAAAUAGUGUACUAUAUAGGGAAUUGGUGCCAUGAUGUUGCCAUUCACUCCACUUGUCAAUGCAGGCAGCAUUCUGUAAUUUCGGCACAUUGACCCCAGUACCUGAUGAUGGUGUAUUUCUGCAGCCAAUAGCAUGUCCAUUCUUUUUUGUUUUUGUUUUGCUGAAAUAAAAUUGAAAGAACCAACUGCAAUAAGCCUGUUUGACGAUGAGCGCUGUAUCAUGGUAUUUAUUUCUGUUUUGUGCUCUCUAUAACUGUUCCGGGUCAUUGUCACAAUUUGAGUUUUAAUAAAGUUAUUGAAAACCG